Messenger RNA from Porites lobata, 29573 nucleotides. NCBI's taxonomy places the organism in Eukaryota, Metazoa, Cnidaria, Anthozoa, Scleractinia, Poritidae. The record is from the annotation of a GenBank genome assembly.
AUUUACAACAUGGUUGCUUAGAAAUUAGACGCUGUCUGUGCUUUUCCACUAAAUGGCGGUUUUUUGAACGUGCAGAGCCCGUGAAACUAUGCAGUGACUUCUCAAACCAGUUUUGUUAUGCUAAAGAUGUUUUCUCUGACAGAUAUUCCGCCUGGACCCACUGAUAUCGGAGAAAUUCUUGUGAAGGUAAGCAUCUUUGUGAUUCAAGGAUUAACAACUUGAAUCACAAAAACAUCACAGUGCAUUCACUUUGACAAAAUGACUUUUAAUAUUUCUUAACGUUAGUUUUUUUUUAUAAAAUAAUUUGUUCAUGGUACUAGAAGAUAAUUUUUUUUAGCUUUUCACAGCUCUGCAUCUCAGCCGAACAUCUGUCCGCAGUGGAAUAAUUGCUUUUUGAAAUGCAUGAUUUUGUAAACUUCUUGUUAAGCAGUUGAAAUGAAAAAAUUGUACUAACACUUUUUCCUCAUAAUUGUUUCCACCAAACGAGGGAACUGAGGCUCUCAAGCACGCCUAAACUUGAAAUACGUUAAGCUUAGAUUAAACGCAGCACAAUUGAAAAUUAAGCUGUACAACGUACAUGUACACAUUUUGCCAUUCUUGACUUAUGCUUAAUUUAGUUGUGGACCAACCUUUAUUUUUGUUUACUUUACUCAUACUGCCAAAAAUGACAAAACUAUCUAAACUAUACAGUUUAUUUAUCAUCUUCUUCUUUUUUUUUUAGGUUUAAUGGCUAAUUUAAACUUAUGCUUACCCAUACUGUACAUUACGUAUUUUUUAUUGUCAAAAUAAAUCUAUUUAACAACUUAGUGUUAUUGAAUCAAAUUUGUAUAAGACCCAUUUUAAGUUGUUACUCUUACAGUAAACCCCAUAUGCACUAAAUCUAAUUCAAUGCAGGUGAAGUGCUCAUCAAGAGAAAAAAUGGGAUAUUUUGGUUAUAUCAGUUGCACUGGUUACUUUGUACUUGACUUGUAAACUAUACAAAUCAACGAUUAUUCUAAACAUCUUGUUCUUCUUAUUAUUUUUUGAGGUUCAAGAUGAUCUACGUCACCUCAAAGAGCAGAUUAUUUCACAAGCUACAGUCUCCACAGAGGUUAUUGAUCUCAAGACACUUGAAAGUGCAAUUGAGAGAACAGAACAAAGUGUCAGGGUAAUUGCUAUUACAGCUUAUUAGUUAAUGACUACGUAUGCCGGAGUAAACCCAGCAGUAAACAUGCAGGGGAAACUUACAGGUGGCUUGUGCACUCUCAACCAAAUCUGAACCUGUAAACUGUGUAGUAGAAAGGGGUUUUGUUUGUGUACUUUUGGAUAAGAGCUGAUCUUUCCCACAUUGUUACCAAACAUAGUGUCUCUACUCAUUUUUCCUCUCUGGAACAAGAGGGACAGAAGGAGGGUGUAAACCUGUGUGGGAAUAAAAUUAAUUAUUAAAGGUUGGCUUUCUAAGCCACAUUACAAUGACAGUAUACCAGUGCUCAACACUAAUGCUAGUCCACUAGCCUGGGAACUUUAGGGAAUAGGCUGGGAUAGUACAAAAUUUGUACUAGUAGAAGUAUAUUUAAUAUACUUCUACUACCCCCAGGUCAGUUAGUUAAGUUGACAAAAAUAAAGCUUUUCUUAAACUCUGCAAAAUACUCCUGCAUUGAAGGCUAUGCAUAUCGUGGAGGUAUCGUAUUAUUGACUCGCAAAACGGAAGCAAUGUUAAUGUAGGAAGUGGAAUAGAGAAGACUGGUUGCUAACCCCCCUGUUGUUCUUUAAGGGUUUUUUUGGACCAGUGGCUUGGCCUUACAGGCUAGUGAUUUAUUUCACUUGUUACUAGUCCAUUGCGUAGUUUCCAAAAAACUCAGUGUUGAGCACUGUAUACAGAAUUAAAGAGAGCUGAAACGUUUGCUUUUUGCUGUCAUUGAAAACAUCUAUAGUAUAUUUCUCUGUUCUCUUUUACUCUAGGACAAAGCAGAGCAAAUCAUCCACUCCACAAAUAAUACAGUGCUUACUUUGCCAUCUCUUGAAGGACCUGUGGCAGUUUCAACCAAGAAAAAACAGCAGGAUGCUAACCGGUAACUUUAAACAGCCUUAAUUGACUUUUGACUGUAUAAAUUAUGUACAGACUAUGUUUAUUGCAUGGUAAUAAAAUAAUAAUUAUAUCUAGAGCUGUAUAUUAUUAUUUCCAAGAAUAAAUAAUGAAUUGCUUAAGGGGAGGUACAGAAGUCUUUGGGUGUCUUUUAAUAAUCUGGGCUAGUUAUUAUUUGUUUAAUCUACGAUGAGCAUAUUCCAGCUAAGUGUCAGCUAAAUUGAUCUGAUAGUGAAUGACGUUCCUUUUACCUUGUUUAGGACAAAUGACAAAAUGCAGGGUGUCUUGUUUUCAAGCUAUUUAUUGGUAAUUGCAGUGAGGAGCAAAUUCAUAUUAUAGUCAUUGCUUUUGUAAACAUAUAGCUUGUGUUUCACUGUUAAUGGUUUACCUUUUUUUUACAGGGAUCAGCGCAUAGUUGCAUUCAAGAAAAGUGGGGUUGCUCAGAAAGCCAGGUAAAACAUUCUAGUUACAUGUAUGCUAUAACCAGUAAAUUUACAUUGUACACUCUACAUAAACAUGUCAGUUUUCAUGAAUUAAAUAUCGGCAGAGCUCCACAGCUAGAAAAAUUUGGUUAACUAUCCAUCCAAGAAAUUUUGGUAGUCAUGUACAACAGACUGUAACCAUACGUCCACCCGACCGCCCAUCUGUCUACACCACAGGGAAACUAAUGUGAAACAUCACAGUUUCUAGCUAGCUGGCCUGCAACCUGAUAUUGCACAUCCAUGUUGUGGUCAAUUGGCAGUUGUCAAAACAGGGUAUCUGCUGACCAGCAUCACAUGAACGUAUUGCAGGCUCAGCAGUCGGCCAUUGAGCUUACGUGCUUUUUUUAAGUUCUCUGCACCCGUCAAGCUCCUAGUUUUCAGCUGAUUAAAGGCUCAACUCCAAGUGGAUAUCUUCGCAAUACAUGCUUACAAGUUUAUUGUUUAAAGUAAAUUGUAAAUUUAUUAAUGGGAGCUUUUGCCUUUAGCUUUGGCUAUUAAAUAUUACUGUUUAGAAAACCUGAACAUUUUUGUUAAAUAUUUAUAUCAUAAACAUGUAGUUAUUUAGCAUGCUGUUAUUAUAUAUUUUGAUAGUUUCAAGAGCUUAUUAGAGCCAAUAGCAGUAGCAAAAGAGGGAAACAGACCAGGACCAAAUGCCCCUGCUCCAGGACAACAAGUACUUCAUUAUUUAUGAUUAAAUUUACAGGUGUACCUGUACACCAUGCCCAAAUGAGCAUGAUUCAGUUAAAUUAGGCAAGAAGGCCAGAGACACAAAUAAAGUUGCAGAAAACCUAGAGUUGACUCAAAAAUUCUAAGAAAAUCUUGUUCAUCUAUCCUGUACUACCUUCAAACUAAUUUCAUUAUUCUGCAUGUAAAUAUUUAUACAGAAACGCUUAACUUUAUUAUGAAGUCUAGUACAAUGACCAUCUAAAGAAAAAAAAAAGAGAAAAACAAGCAAGAGCAGUGAAAGAAUAGCAUGGGAAGGAGAAAAUUAAAGUGAAAAUAGUGUUACUUUUAAAUCCCAUUUAACUAUCUUGAAAUGUUGGCCUCCGUGUAUAGCUGUAAUUUAAAAUAACAAAUGAAAGAAGCACAGUGCUUGACCUGUACACAAAGCUUUGACCAGUUUUGGGUAUUUUUGCUUAGACAAUGACCACAAAAUGGCUGGACUAGCUUCAAAUGGUGUUUAAAAAUUUCUAGGAAUACAUGUAGAUUGUUUUAAGUUCUUUGUGCAAAAAUCAUUCCAUUCAAUUUUGUCAGGAGCCCAUAACCCAGAGCAUACAACUCACAUACUUGGCCUAUUCUUACAACGGUGUUUACACAGACCAGUUUAUUUUUAACAUCAUACUGGUUUUUUUUUCCUGCGAAAAUAGAGGCAAGUUCCAUAUGUAUGUAUUACAGUAUGAUAAUGGCAAAAAGAAAAAGUAAACACUUUGAAAACAUUAGAUAUACGAUUUUCUUGUCCCCAGUUUUUUGCUAGCUGAUUUGUGAGAAAUUUGCAGGAAAAAUAGUCUAAAAAUAAAGUUGUCUGGAAAACGCUAUUGCCUACGUAAAAGAGAGUUGUCCUCUCCAGGUUAUGGGCUCCUGAUUCUCAGCGUAUGAGCCCUGUUUAUUAAGACGUUAAAAGACUUGAUUUUUAGAAUAAUUGUUUUUCCUUUUUUAAUGUGUAGACCAGGGAUCUCAGGAACCUUAAGAUCCUCAGUAACCCAAGUCACCCAGCCGCAAGAAAUAUCUUAAAUGACAGAUAUGGUGUUGCCUUGCCUCACAUUGUUGAUAAGCAUGAACAUGCUUCUCAGGUCUGUCAGUUUUAUUCACACUGUAUUUACAUUCAUUAUAGAGUUGUCCUAAUAACUUGGUGUGCAACAUUUUCUUUCGAGCACUGUUUUAUUUUUUUACUAUAGAAGAGGUUUCACUAAGUCUAACAGACCCUAUGUAUCGGUAUUAACUUAUGUUGUACACAUUUGUAUGCCUUUUCGUAUUACCCUGCAGAAAUGAAAUUGACCUGAUAACAGCAGUCAAUUUCAGUGCAUCUUUUUACCAUGUGCCCUGACUGUGGAAUUAUUUUGUUCGCUGGGGUGUAAGUUGAUUGUUUUAUUUUAGAGGUUGCAGGUGUUUGUAUGUGGUGAGUUACAAUGUAUUAAAGGCAAGUUAGAUUUGAUUCCGUGGGAUAGAGGCUGUUGCUUUACUCCCGGGACUUAGAAUAGUUGAAUUUACCCUAUGGAUGCGAUCUGGAGUAUUGCAAGACUCCCCAUUUUUGCUUAAGACCUUUGUAUGCCCCUGUUGUUUGGUUUGCAAAUUGUAAAUUGUAUCAAUAAAGCCGCAAUGUUAAUAAAGAAUAAUUGUGUGAAGAAAGUUGUCCCUAUUUUACAUUUAGGUCCCUGGCAAGGUUGUAACAGGCUCAACUAUUGAUCCACUGAGUACAUUACCCAGAGCUAAUAAAGUGGACCCUUCGGUAAGUAACUUACGUCAAUACGAACCAACACAUAAAACAGCAAUGAACAGUAAUGCCUGCUUUAAUUGGGGUCUUUCUAUUACUGAGAAGUGUGUUUUUAGAUAAAAUAUAUUAUUGUUGACCAAGUGUGGGGCCAAAGUAGCUGGAUAUUGUCUACGAUAUUUUUUCUUGUUUUUAUGGGCCGAAACAAAGUCGAGGUAAGAAAAGGUAAGGAAAGGUAUGUCUUUUUGCAGUAGCCUUAAAACACGCGUAAAUUGAAAAUAUCAAUCAGGUGGGCCUAUAGUUGGAAGAACGCAAAAAAGAGCGUUGUCAGUAUCUAGCCAUCUUGGCUAAAUAAGCUGGGUCAAUAUAUAAUGCAUUCAAAUAUUAUGAUAUGACCAAGGUAACUUUUUCUUCUUGCGGGACCAUUGCGGGAAAUCCCAAGCGGCCAAGAUGGGGCCAUCUUGCCCGUUUGAAUCGCCAAUCAGAACACAAGAUUCGCUUAAAUUUUCCCACCCGCGGAACCAGCCUCAUAAUAAGGCGUGCCCGCCAUUGAUCAAUCAAUUGUUUUUGUUAUUUCAGCGCACCCCUCCUCCAAUCACUGAAGACGAUGCACAGAAGGGAAUUUUGAGCCUAAUAGAACGUGGCCUUAUUCCAGUAAGUCGAUCUGUGAGGGAAUACGCAUAGCUGUUGUUGGUGAAAUCUGUUCUAAGGUUAAACCAGUUUUCAACCUACAGGUUACAAGAGUUAGAUCCUUGGCAAAAAGCAAACUCCAAUCUCAUAUAGGUUCUGUCAAUACUGGUUUAAGUUGAGAACAGAUUUUGUCUACAAUGUAGCGGGCUAUAUGUACGGCUGUAGAACAUUAUAAAGGGGACAUUUUUAAAAAGCCCAAAAGACCUGCAAAUAAGCCAUUUGCGGAGAUGCGUGUAUGUUGAACGCUUAUGAGCAUUAACGUAACAUUAACCACAUGACUCUGAUAUGGUUGUAUGCCAUAUUGCUAUCCAUGUUCUGCGCGGUUUUUUGUACAUGUAAUAAUUUGAAAUAAUGUACGGACAACACUUGCCUUGCCCGCGUCACCUUGCCAUUAGCGAUCGGAGAACAAUCGGCCCAAAUAAAAAACUAUGAAAAUUGACGAAAGUUUGACUGAGCCAAACUGGGCCAAGGUUAUCAGCUGUGUAUUCCAUGUAAGCCCUAGUCGUUUGGGUUCUGAAGCGUGCUUAAGGAGAAUUUCAUUUGUUUUUCCCAAAUCAACAUGAAGCGUAAGGGCUUUUUCAUGAGCGCGCAAGGUCAAGUAUCUAGAAUACUGGUUUCCGACCGAACCAAAAACCGAAACAAGCACUUUCCUUUGAUAACUACCUUUUUGCCCAAGUUGCACUGUUGGAAACUUGCGACACCGUGUCCCCUUAGGGAUAUUGCAGUUCUUGUAUAUAUAGAUGUGUAGAUGUUGGUUUCCUUUCGAAUGCGUAGGUAUACAAACAGUCCAGAAUUAGGGUGCUGAAUGAAACUUGCAGUUUGCAAGACCUUAAACUGCCACUUAUAAGCGAAAGAAAGUGCUGUUCAAAAUACGUUUUGCGUUUACUGGUUUUCAAUUAAGCUUCAAAACGUCAUAGUAAAUCGGAUUCCUUUCUGAAUCAAUACAUUUGGAACAAAAUUGGAGGGGGCUUAUAUCCGGGGGCUUAUAUAUGACCGUAUUUGUUGUUUACAGGUCAUAAACGUAUAACUGGGGAACUUAUAAGGGGUGGAGACUUGUAAGCGGCAGUUUACGGCAAGGAAGGUCUUUUUUGUCAUAAAUUUAAGAUAUUUUCUGCUUCCAUUCUGUUUUUUCAGCCAGCAGCUGAGCUCACACUUCAGCCACCACCCGUUAGACAUCACCAGGCUAUAGUAAGUUAAACACAGCUUAUUAGGAUGUUAUUUUCUCAUGAGUCAAAUAAUGAAACAAAUAUCAAUGAUUGCUCUUUUCUUGUACCUUUAAAAAAAUAAUUGUAGCUCCAUGAAGCCGAGCAGCAGUUUUCAAGAUACACGGCACCACCACCAAACGAGGUUAUCGGCGGUAAGUACCGUAAAUGAUCUAAUUGACGUCCCCUCUCAAAUAAACGCCCCUUUCUGAUUAGCCCCCCUGUCCGUUACUCUUAAAGUCUAGGAAGAAGUUAAAAGAAAAUCAUUCAAUUUAUUCAGUUUCUUGCUUUAUUAACGAGGGUUUGCGCAUUGUACCGUUUAAUGUCAAUUCAAAGUAAGGAAUUGGACUAACGAUGACAACACAGUGAUCCUGAACGAUGAUUCUGACAUCAAUGUUGAGAUUUGAAAGAGUGAUAUGGAUCUCUAGACGGCCUAGACGUAUCAAUAUUUGUUGGACCAGGAUAUACCGCUAUUUAUAAACUGUCUUAAAAUUUUCGCCGAAAGCAUACAUUGUCACGUAGUUUUGUAGAGAUUUUUACAAAAAGGAAAAUAAUCGCCUCUCUCUUUUAAACGCCUCUUAUCUAUUAAAUGCUCCCUCUUGGACCACUAAAACUAAAUAAACGCCUCGGGCGCGCGGGCGUCUAUUAGAUCAUGUUUACGUAUAUUACCUUUUGUAUAAACAGAUCAGUUAAAUACAAUAAAAAGCUCGAAAAAUAACAGUUUUCCAGUUGCUUCUCAGUCGCGUUGUCCUUGCCUUAAGCAAGGUUAUUACUGCUUUAAAAAAAAAAACUAAAUAAGAUAAACUCUAAAUAAACUAAACUCUAAUUUUCUUGAAUUUCCUUUGAAAGAAAAAAACGCAUAAUAGCUUGCGAAGGUCUGUGUGCGUUUGAAUACUCACACCAUCGGAUUUCAUCCAGAAAUUCAUAUUCUACUUCAAAAUUGAUUCUGGAUGCUUGUGAUAACGCGGGCUGAGUUUCAUUUACGGCAAGUGUCAUUCCAGUUUUACCCACGUUCAACUCAUGUAUUUGUACCCGCUAGUUGCGUGCGAGCACUCAGAGAUCUCUGUUCCACUGAUAAGAUUCUAAUUUCACUUUUCUGUUUCAGUUGGAGGCUACAAUCUAUCUGUGAUUAAGGUUAGUUCAGGCUAAAGUUCUGUCCCCAGUUGUUCAAUGGCUGGAUAGAGCUAUCCGCCGUUUAAAUCACUAUCCAGUGGAUAGCUACAUUUUGUUAUUAGGAAAACCAAUUGCACUAUCCACUGGAUAGUGAAUAAUUCGGUGGAUAGCGUUAUCCACCUUUUGAAUUACGGGGGCCACGGAGUACUUUUAGCUUCAAUCUGCCACAAAAUCGGCCACAGACAUAGUCCUCAAAUAGGGUAACUUCGAGGAACAAAGCAAUGCACACCCCUCCGGCUCCCCUCUCCCCUCCAUUAAAAGUUGGGAUGUUUGUUGUUCCCCUCGAAGAGCGGCACAAAAUUGUGUGGAGGAAGUGGGGGAGGGAAAGCUUUAUUGUUACGUCAGAGAGGCCCUUUAGGGCAAGGUGUCUUAACUAAUUUUGUCGCCGAUUGUUGGUGCGCGCGUUAAGAAGUCAGACAAGAGUGCAAGUGAUGCAAAACUAAGCGAGGCGCGCGCGUGCGCGCGUGAUCUUCGACUCUAGCAGUUUCAAAUGAAAACCUUGCUCAUAGGCUACAGCAGGAAAGCUUAGGUGUUUUUGGGACAAUAACGCGCCUGAAAUGCCAAAGUCGUAGUGGUUGUUAUUCUCAUAACCAUACUGAUUGGACCGUCGGUGACUUGGGCGUGUCUCUUCCCAGGGGACCGUUAAGGACCCAGCCAAGGACUGUUUUAGUUGCGAAUGGUCCUCCGUUUUCGCUCUUUCUAAUUUCUUGUGGCUGUAAUAGUUGAGGCACGUCGCUACCGAUGAGAAGGCCAAUCUCAGCUUCAAUUUGCGGUAUAUAUGGUCACUCCCUUGAGAUGAGGCCAACGAUUAACAUCUUCUUGCGUUGCUAGGGUUUCACGGGAAACAGGAAGACUAGGCCUGGAGUAAACCAUUGGAAUUUCGAAGGAAUUUUCUUGGUGAAGAUCUGACACCAGGAGACUGAUCAUUGAGCAUUUGAUCGGUUCGUUUUCUCCUUGAAGUGUUGUAAGAGAAAGGUUUGUUUUCUUUCCCUUGAUAUUUAGCUUUUGAAGCAAAGUUUCAGUGCAAAAGGAGGUAUUGGAACCAGAGUCCAAGAAGGCGUAAGUCUGAAUUGCAUCUUUACCAUCCCUUGCCUUUACGCAAACAGGGAGUAUUGCGAGUCCUGUGACGGUCGUACUUGCGGAAAAACUUAACUUGGCAUAGCCGUUGCUUGCUGCUGGAUUAGCGUUACUGUUAGGCUUCGGCUCAGAGUUUGAAGCUCGAUUCGAGCUGGCACUGUUUUCGCCAGAGUUUUUAGAACUGUUCUUGUUGCUGUUUUGGUGGAGGAAGGUUGAAUGCUUGGAUGUACAACCUCGGACCCUACAGAAGCUUUCUUUCUGGCAUGAACGAACGAAGUGACCAGGGAAGAGACAGUUAGAACAAAGCUGCCUUUCUCGGACUAGCUUUUGCCUUUCUUCUAAGGACUGCUUACGAAACUUAUCGCACCGCGGUAACCAAUGAUCGGCGCUACACAAAGGACACUCUGGUUUCUUGUUUUCUGACUGGCUAUCUUCUUGCUUCCCGAGAGAUGAGAACGUGUCGGCCUUAGGACCUCUCGUACAUGUAUGAUGUGUUACUUCAGUCUGCUCUUCGCUAGAGACGUUUCCAAAGAUCGGGUGAGAUGCUGCUCUUGCCUUGGCAGUUACAAACUUCAUUAUAUCGGCCACGGUGACAUCUCUCGCUUCCCUCUCUACGAUCUGGUCGACCGUAUCUCGCCACUUAACUCUCAUAGAAUAAGGAAGCCUGUCUAUAAUCUUCUUCAGGUUGUCUGGGUUAUCGAGCUUAUUUAGGUAGCCGAUUUCCUUCAACGUAUUAACGCAGCUAGUUAGUUGAAUAGAAAACUGUUGUAAAGCUGGUCCAUCGUCAGUUCUGAUUGUUGGGCCAUCUACCAGCCUUUUUACGUGUGCGGCGGCAAUCUUAUAAUUCUGCCCAUAGCGUUCUUGAAGCAGCCUCCUUGCCUCUGUAUAUCCUUCUUCUUCGCGCAUGGAGAGACAGCUUUUCAUUAAUUCUUGUACGGCUUCAGAAGUAUACUGUACAAGAUAGUAGAGACGUGCACUUGAACUCAAGGUUUUUCUUUCUACAAUGUGUUCAAAGGCGCGCACAAAGUCACAAUAGUCGAUAGGGUCGCCGCUGAACACUUGCAGACUCGGCUGCGGUAAGGUGAGCGCUAACACACCUUGCUGUUGCUGCUGAAUAAGCUGCUGGAUGGCUUGAUUUUGACGCUCGUGGUUUUCUAUCAGGCGCUGGAAUGACUCAUCUUGGAGGCUAUUUGCACGAUAAUAAUCUGGAGAAACGUGUUGCUGAACUGGACUGGUUGUGGGAUACCAUUUGUGAGCGCGAGGAUUCAGAGAACGCUUCAGUGAUAUUGACUCAUCGUUAUGCUUAUUGAGAUGUUCACGCGAAGGAGUAGCUGCUGGGAAGGUCUGUUUAGGAGUUGGGUUGCCUGUGGUGCUUCCCACUCGCGGAGUAGAGGCGAUCUUGGCCUCUGGAGUUAGCUGGGGUGAAUGGUCAUUUGGAUCCCUUUCUUUUGAGCGGGAACUGAUCUCUCGAUGCUCGAUUGCUUCAUUUUCUUCAUAAGCUUUCCUUUCGGCCUCAGCUUGUGCGUGUUUUUUUUCUGGCAGAUGGACCCAUCUGGUGUCCUGCAGGCCGCUCGUCAGACAUCAUCCAGUACAGAAAAGAACAGACGAAUGCUUACCUCAGCUUCGCAACAACCAACUAGUAUCAGAAAGGUAUGCAAGGUAUUCAGGCUGAGCUCAGCUAAACAUCCAGCUAAUGAGGAAUUGUAUUUCUUGGUUUAAUUCACUGAAUCUUUCUUGCUGACAGGGCUGGACGCAAAAUUCUAAGAUGAAGCCACUCCCACUAAAGGCUAUAGAAGCACCAAACACAGUAAGAUUUAUUUGUACAGUCAUUACUCUUAUAUGGUCCUUUACAUUCACUUGUUUAUUGUAUUACAAGAUUACAAAUACAGUCGAACCAAAAUGUCAAAAAUGCGAACCACACAAUUAAAUGCGAAGAUUUAUUAUCACUUACCGCGGGAGGUGGUCCCUCACAAAAAUCGACACAUAGGUGGUCUCUUCCGAGUAGAGGUCCUGAAACAUCUACUUUAAAAUUUUGAAAGCGAAAUUCCAAUUGAUGCAAUUUCUAAGUCAUGAUAAGUGUGGUUUUAAGUUUGUCAUGGAAAGUUUGUGGUAUAAUCUACGUUUUAUAUUCAGCGAGCAAAGAGAUCAGGUCAUUCCUCAAGUGGUCGCUUACAAUAGUUUGAAAACAAUGCAAAAUUAUAUGACCACUUCGCCAAAAAGUAGUCGCGGUCGCUUACUGGCGGUGGUCGUUUACGGGAGGUUGUAAUUAUAGAGCUUUGACUGGGAAAAUUUUGUUGUUUUGGAUGGUCGCGUAUGGGAAGUGUUUACUUACGAGAGGUGGUCGCACAUGGAGGUUCAACUGUAACAUUUUGUUAAAAGGGGCAUUUGUCUGACCAUGUCACCGAUUAAGUGGAACAAACCAGAAAAAUUGAGGUUGUUUUAUUUUCUUCAGUUACUACGUAAUUCUUCAACUACUACAGUAUUCGAUAGUUGUUGACACAAAUAGGGAAAAACGUUAAAACGGGUAACAAAAAACGCCCAACUUGUUUUUCGGGCGAUUUUGCGCGUUUUACCACCCACGAAAAAACAAAAACCUUGCAACCUUAUUUGUUCCAAGACAAAUCCAAACGUGGGUUGAAAUACGCCCAACAUCACUAUUCAAUUCGUUUUAGAGCAAUGUUGCAAAACAAGUCGCAGGAUUUUUUGUGGUCCGUUUUAGCUUCAAGCCACCACGACGUCGAUGACGACAACGACAACGACAACGUCAAAAAACAAUAAAUUGGUUUUAUGAGCAAAACAUCAGAACUCUGCACCUGCUGCAUCACGCUUUGUAGUACAUUUCUUUGGCGUCCACUGCACGACUACGACUUAGAACCUCCUAAUGCGACGUUUUAUGACUUUUUUAUGGUGAACUUGUCGUCGUCGUCGUCGUUGCUUAAGCUCCCUAAUGUCCAGUCUUGUUUUCCCACCGCAGGCUGGAUUUCGUCGUCAAAUUUCAGUACUCGGACUUUGUCCAAGCGUUGAUCGAUCGUUAUCUGUGCCCUCUUCUAGAUCCGUGAUUUAGUUUUAAUCUAUGUUUUUAGAUUCCUGUGCCUGCGUCUACACCAGCGAAUGAGCUUAAAAGUGUUCAUAAGUUUGUUAUUCAGAAUGGAAAAACCAGAGUCACGUCUCAGGUAAAUCAAGUUCAGGAUCCAUUGAAGUAGAAUCCGUUUUCGCCAUCAUUACACUAUAAAUGUUGAGAAGGUUUUAGAAUAAAAACUACUUUAUGCUUACUUCAAUUAAUUAUUGCAGAUUUACGUUGGUCCUUCGGUGGAAAGGUUUGAAUUUUACCUGACUGGCCCAUUUCCACCAAAUCAGGUUCUAUUACAAUACAUGCAGCUGGAUUUUUGAAAAGAGACGUCAUGAAAAGUUCAGUCGUUUGGCGAGAAAAAAAAAAGGACAAAACCCUAGGUUUUUAGCCCAAAAAGCGUAAAAAUUCAUCAACAUUUACUUUCAUCUUCUCAAUUCCAAGUUGAAAGAAAUUAACGAAAGAGAGACAAAGAUAAGGAGGAAGUAGGGAAAGGACAAGAAAAAAGACUGAUAGUUGUACUGUUUGUUGGUUUAUUGAAUUUUCGGUGUUCAGGUGAAUACAAAGUAGGCAACACGAGAGCAGUGGAGACUGGGAUUGGUUCAGUUGAAGUGCAGUAUGGGUAGAUGGGGAGGCUAUAGAAGAGAUGCUUUUCACGUGGGCAGGCAUUCUACGCGGAAUAUCUCGUUCAGCUUGCAUCACUAUUUAAUCGUAUUUCAUUUUUAUUUUCUCGGAAAUUAAAUACUUUUAACUUUGUUAUGCUUUUGGUAAUACAUGAGAACUGGAGCUAUGGUUCCUACGUAAAUUUCCUGCCGAGUUUUUGCCCCUCUGUUUUUGUUUGCUUGUUUGCUCAUUAUUUUUACAUUAUCCUUCUCACUUUUUUUCAAACUAUCUUCUUAAACUGCUUUAUUUUUGAACUUGGUAGGAUUACCUGGAUUUCAAACAACACUACUGUCUUUCUUGGGGAAGGUAAGAACUCUUCAUUGCCUUUAUUUAAAUUUGGAAUAUUAAGGUAUAUUCCUGUCUUACAGGAUUCAAUGCAUCCUCGAAGACCCAGGGGGAAUACUAGCGGCCGUCAGUUGGGUCGGCAUUAACGACGCGGCGAAAGUUUUCAAGCCCGCUCUGGGGCAAGAGCCCCUGGGAACACUGCCCGUCCUUGGAAACUUUCGUCGCGCCUAUUCGCCCGACUUGUCUGACUGCCCCGGGGUCUCCGAGGAUGGAUUCAAUGUGAAUCAACUCACUGUUCGUAUGUCACAUGAUAUACUGUGCUACGCCAACUAGGAUUUACCUCGUUUUCAGUUGCUCUGGGGACGAGUUAUCAUCCAUAGUUAUAGACCUUAGGCUAUGUUGACAUUAUACCUCACAGCUUUUCAUUGUUUCACGAAAAGUUAGCUAUCCACCAAGUCGUUCGCACACAUCGAAACAUCGUUCCAGCCCUCACUCCUAAGUAUUUACUUCCGUGCCAGUGGGUUGCAGUCCUCGCUUCUACUCAUUUACUUCUGCGAUGGGCCGAAUAGUUGUUCACACUGCACCACAGUAUGGCCAAAAACGUAUCUCCUAUAUGACGCUCCACUUUUCUGUGCGGUGCAGCCUCGUUCCGUUACAGAAAUCGCGCCGCCACAAUCGUUCUUGUGAACAGAAGCCCUAUUCGGCAUGGUUUUCUUGGUGGCGCAAAAUCUAUCCAGUGUAUAUACAGUCAACUCCCUUUAUAGCGGACACUGUAGGGACCUCAAGUUAGUCUCCUCAUUAGCGAGAGUCCGUAAUAGCGGGAGUUUAUUUCAGUCAAACGUCUGUAAUUUGGUUUUUCCUGGGAUUUAGCUGCUGUCCGUUUUAUCGGGAUGUCCGUUAUAGCGAGGUGUCCGCAAGGCGAGAGUUGACUGUAGUGUGAACACCUACCCUAUCAGGAGAUGUGACUCUCCAUUUUAAAGAUCGCCGCCGCGCAGCUUCACUCCGUCACAGAAAUCAAGCCACCACAACCGUUCUUGAGGAUGAACAGACCCUAUCCGCUAUGAUUUUCUUGGCGGCGCAAAAACUAUCCGGUAUAGUGUGAACAUAUCCUUGGCUUUCAGGUGAAGAGUGCGCUGUGGCAAAGCCUACGCCGCAGACAACGUCAAUGGCACGCUGGCAACUUCGCUAUCGAAGCGAAAGAUAAUCUUAAGUCCUUUAAAAUGGACAUAACGCUUUUGAAAGUUAAUAUGUGAAGUUUUUCCCCACAGUAUACUGUCGUUGAUUCUUAACCUGGAGGAGCUUCUCACAAACUAUUGUGUUCCAAUCGCUUUUAUAGACGGCGACAGGUAAAGAGAUUAAGUAAAUCAACCAAUAAACAAAUAGUAUAUGUGCUUGUGUUAGUUACAGGCUGCAAUUCAUCUGCUCUUUCACGAUCGUUUAUUUUCGCUCUCGAGUCGAGUCCCGUUAAGGUGAUAGAGCUUAUUCACAGUCUUCGUUACUUGUGGCGCUCUCAGCGCGCGCAGCGGAGCACCACGGGUAAGAAAAUUUGGUUAUCUAUGCAUCCAGCAAAUUUAGUUCUGCGAAAAUCGUCCGUCAGUACGUACGUACGUCCACCACUUCUCGUAAGCCGGGGAUAGGAGGACCAGACUUAAUUGGACCUAUUGAUUUUUUUUUUGUUGUUGCCGUUUUCGUUGCCGUCGCCUCUUAGCAUUAUACGAUUUUAUAUUUUGUUUGAGUAAAAUAUAUUUAUUAACGAAAGCUUAGCUUUCAACCCUGGCUGAAUCUAUACAUUAUCUCAAUUUUCUUGCAGGCUUGCUGAUCUUGCGUUAGUUUUUGAACUAGAACAGGAACCAACUCUAGAGGUACGUUAGGGAGACAGUAUAUGCAAGUGAACAUGAAUCCGUUAUUUCAUGCUCUUACUGGAUAGAUAUUUUUUUAAUAAAGGCCCAGUGGCUACUAUCGUUAGCGUUUUGAUGUUAUGAAGUUUGGCACGUUUCUUACACCUUUCACUAAUGGUCAGGAGUAGAGUCUUCAAGUGUGGCUUUGGGACACCUCCUGUAAGCUUUUGUGUGAUAAGGGCAUUAGUCAUGGUCCUAGCGAUAUAAAAAUACUACACGCUUAAUAAGUAGUAGUGUCAAACUUCUUAAGCGGGCAUAUUUGUUCUAGUCUCAAGAGUGUCCGCUGUCGGUAGUUUCGGUUGUACAUGAAUUUUUAUUAUAUUCUCUCUUGAUUUGGUGGAUAGUUUUCGAAUAACUGAGCCAGGAUAAUUCCACCGUUUAGGGUGCUGAUAACUGGGUGUUUUGCUUUGUUCGUAGCAUUUUCUGACAUGUAUUCUGAACGCUGAGGAUGUUGAAAAGAUUAUUAAAACCCCUGGUAGAAGAUACCUCGGUCCGAAAGGUACAGAAAUGGCAGCCAUUAAGAUACAGGUAUUUAUUGUUGAUUUUGUUCUUGUUGUUUUUAUCAAUGUAGAUAAACCCUUUAACACCGGAAAGAUUUAUCCAAAAAUAAAAAAUGCACUUAUUAGCCACAAUUGUCCCUCCUUUUGACCUUGUUUGUGCAGUUACAUGUAACUUGCACUCUACUGGCCACUGGUCUAAGCUUCAUUUUUUUCGUUUACAUUUUCUUUCUUUCUUCUUUGUUAGGCUUUUUAUUGACUUUGUUUUUCGCUGGCUGGUGUUUCACUAAAUUUUAAAGAAGGGAGAUUUCUUCUUGAAAAUGUGCGGGUGAACCGAUUAAGCUUCUUAAGCUUAAGAUUAUUUUGUCAAGUUGAUGCUAUUGUGUCUAACCGAUUGGUUCAAAUUUACAAAAUAAGACAUGUUAGUCAAGAGCUACUUUUCCAGAAUCCGUUUCUUAUCAAUUUGUUUACUUGGUGAAAAACCUGAUUGGAUGAGAAGCGUUUGUAUUUCAACCGAUGGAAAACUAAAAUACCUCGACACAUUUGUGGACGGGCGAUAACGAUUUGAUGCGCUACGUGUGGACACGUAUUUUUUUUUUCAAAACGGAUAAAAAAUUUGCGUUUGAAACAAUAUCCGAAUACUUGUGGACGGGGCCUGCGAGUCAUGAAUUUCGUACAUUUCAAAGACUAUUCUGUUGUGUAAUAUCAUUGUAAUUAUUUCGUCAUUUUUUUUUUUCCUCUUUCAGUCCACCUGGCGAAGGUACAAGGAUCGCUCAGCUUAUCUGCUGUAUCGCAAACGAAAAUGGGCGGCAGGUAAUACUAAAUGAAUGGUCAUAGUAAAUGAACUGAACAUAGUGAUAAUAGCAGUGGAAAUAGAUUCUCAAAGUUGGUAAUGGUUUAUUAAUGAAUCUGUGAAAUCCACGGAUUACCGUCUCUAGUGCUUAGGCAAGUCCUAGCUGUAAACGGAGCAAAUCAUUUGGCACGGUAACUAAUACUGAGUUUUUCUUCUUCACCUUUCGAACUUCAACAACUAAAUUCAGUUCUCUUGCUACUCUUAUCGUGCGUUCAACGAUUUAAGAAAUAAGAAAAAUAAGUAAGAACAACAAAACAAAACAGCAACAACAACAAGACGUGAACAAGUUAACUUCUUUUCAAGACAGGUUUUGUAGUUUAAACAAACAUUUAUCAUUGCCGCAAAAAGUAAUCAAAUCUUGUUUGGAAAUACGUACAGUUCUCUUUUAGGAAAUUCAAAUAUUCUUUCUGGUUGUUUCAUUGAAGCAUUUAUUGAAUUGUUUAAUUACAGGAGUUAUUGCGAUAUCUUGGAUUAUGAGCUGUAAAAUAUCUAUGGUUCGGAAACAGCUGAAAGAAACAAGGAAAUUACAGCUUAAACGAUUUAAAAUAAGAGCAAAGGUACAUCCUUCUCUCUCGUUUUACCGUUUUGAAAGGUUGUGCUUUUUUUAAAAAUGUAGUUAUAAUUUAUUUUCUUGCAUUUAUAGGAGUUUAGAGACAACUGGCCUCGCAUCAAGAAUUCAAGGAGAGUAGUAAUUCAUAUACCCUCUUUAGGUGAGCUUCUUGUGGUGUUGUCCAACUUUAUGAGAGAUGGCAAUGUGCAUUCUCGUUCCCAGGGCCCUCUCCUACUCGUUUCUCCGGGGAACAGAGGAACUGGGAACGAGGUUGCGGCAAUGGGUAGACAACCGUCCCCAUCAUGCACUUCAGCAGAUAGUCAAAUUGGUGGGAACUUUCCUUUCAAACCUUCGAUUUUUUUUUUAUUAAAUUGCAUGACUUAAAUUUUCACUAGUCGUUUUUUUUUUUUUAAAGUUGCAUACAAGUACACUUCUACAUCAAUAAAUACUUAGGCUUGCAUGUACUAGACUGUUCACAGUCCUCUAUUUUUCCGUAAGAUCAUCGAGAUCGAUCGCUUCGUGUUACGCGCUGCCAUCUUGCAUGAGUGUCAAAUCUACUUUCUCGCCCCUUCCUCCCCCCCCCCAACACCAGAGCUAUAAUUCUCAACACCCGUCCCCUCGGUACAUUUGAAAAUCAAGAUACCCGUGACGGUAAGACGCGGUAUAUCUAAACGAUCUCACGAAAAAAUAGGGGACUGUGAACAGUCUAUGCAUGUACUCACAGCACUUUUAAUGCUAGUGGUUUUAUUUGUACUUGUUGACCUCUUUUGUAGGUUAUGCCCAACACAUAAGAGAUGAACUUAGUGAAAUAAAAAUUCUUCAAAAUCUCCAGAUGGCGAGACUGUGUGAUAUAGAAGGUAAGACCAAUGUGCACAUCGACGCAGAUCACGGGAUAUUUUAUAGCUCAAGGGAUUGAAUUGAGGGUGGGGAUAGAGUAUUCUUCUUGUACAACCCUGGGUCCAUUGUAGUUGAAAAUGACCUUGCAGUGUUAGUUGAAGACAAGUCCUAGGUAAUGGGCUGCAGGGCCAGGUUCCUGGAAGGCCGAUUAGCGCUAACAAAACAGUCCAUGUUUUCCAGUGAGAUCCGCAUGCCGUCAUUCUCAAUAAAUUAGCCUUCCCUAGUCUCCACCGCUCUAUCUCCAUUUAUACUUUGAAGACUCUGAUCUCAUAAACCUUCGCACAAACACUAUUCAAGUAAAUAUCAGCCCAAAGCCUGGCCCAAAGCAUUUUGUAAUCUGCGACCACAGAUCAGAUGAGACCAGAUCUGUGACGCACGUAAACAAAGCAUACCUGGUUUGAUUGAUGUUUCGAGUGCUAAGCAAUCAACACUACCCGCACUGCACUAAUCAGAAACAAAAUCGUAGGGUUUGCGGGCAAGCGUUCCCUUCUUUCUCCUCCCCCUCCCCCGUCGUUCAUUUUUUUUUUGCUCUUGUCGCAACAUUCUCGACGAACUCGCGAGGAAACGCUUGCUACGCAGGCUAGCACAACAGUGUUUUGUAAGCUCGAGUUACAUGUUCUUAGACUAAGAAAGGAGAAGGAGACUGGCACACCACAUUUGUUUGUGGCAUCGUUACUAGGGACGUUGCACGGGUUUUUCCUGUUCCUAGUAACAGUCCCAGAAGUCUUUGCCAAAGCUAACCUGGCCGAGUUUCCUGUCUUGUUUCUUAAGUGGCAAAUGCAUUACUCCAUAAAGUACGAUUCAAAAUGGAUCCUACUCGGCAGCAUUUCACAGAUUCAAAAGUACGAUUACUCGGGACUGUGAACCCUGUCACUAGAACAGAACCUUUGAUGUACAUCCUCAAAUUUCGUAUUUCAAAUAAGAGUUAUGGUGUGACCGUGAAACGUCUUUGGCAUUGUGUCUCUUUUAUCAUUCUAAGAAUUGAAUUUGCUUUCUUGAAUUUUGAUACAUUGUACUUUUUGGAGCUUUUUGGGUACUUUAUAUUAGUGAUAUUUCAGGUGGGUUUUAAAAUCUAGUAUAGCGAGUACCAUAUAUUGAAUUUUUCGUGGUUUGAGUCUAAAAGUUUUUGAAUAUUCCGCGCAAAUGUCGUAGGAGAGACUCAGAGACUCCCACGAUUUAUUUAAACUUCAGAUCCCAAAGUUGAAGUAAUUUAUCUCAGUCCAGUGGAACUAAAUGACGAAGUAUAUCAGUAUUACUCGAAACUUCUUGCUAUGAAAGCGCGGAGACCGAAUGCAAGUGAUUCUGACCCCAGAGCAAGUGGUGAUGAUGAGGAAGAAGAUGACAUUGAAAACCGCUACAAAAUCAUUGUACCUGAUGCUGUCGACAGAUUUCCGGUAAUUAGAAAACUGUGAAAUGAAGUACUUCAUCAUUGUACACACAAAGUGGAUACGUCGGAAAACAGAAAUACUUUUAAGUAUUUAUUUAUUUAUUUUAAAUGUUACGACGUAACAUAGCUUGAAUGGCGUCUCGAUAUAUGUGACCAACCUUUUCAAAUUACUCGUAGAUAUUCGAUUGUUAUAAGUUAAACUCCAAGAGUUUUUUUUGGGGGGGUAAUUUUCCUGCGAUACAAAGGCAGAACCCGGAUGAGCAAGUUCGAUUACAUCCGUUUAAGUAACAUUCCGUAGCUAAAGAAUAAUUAUUAUUUCUUUGAAAAGUGACCCAUUUUUAUGUGUCCAUGGUUGCAAAUACACCUUCAGAUUUUACAAAUUACAGUGCCCAAUUGCGGAAGACUUAAGGGACCACUCCUGAUUUCCUGCAGGAACCUGGGUGUAAAAUCGCAUAUAACGGAGAUGUUAUUCGUAUUUAUUUUAUUUUCAUGGAUAAAUAAAUAUUUUUGCAUUCCACUAACUCCUUUGCUUCUUUGCUCGCCAGACUCACAACAUGUGUCUUUCGUCCAUUUUGAAGUAUAGUCCCAGAACGAUUAAAAGGUAAGUUAAAAGCGAAUUCUAUUAAUAGAGAGAUUAAGAUUCACGUUUACGCCAAACGGCAAACGUGAAUUUGUACCACGUGACCAAGUUUCCCCCUUGUUUUUCGUUUACUGUUUAUUGCUUCUACACAAAAAUAAGUAGUUUUAUGCCAGUUUUGUCCACAAGAAUCGUUCUGGACUGUUUUUAUCUGCUUAUUCUCUAUUCUGAGAAAUUUUCAACUGACGUUUGCCGUUUGCCGUAUGCCGUAAACGUGAAUCUUAAUCUCUCUAGUACUGUCAGUGACAGAACUUGACGUCCUAUUGAACGGUUUCACUGGUACUCGCUACAUUCUCGUGCUGGAAAAUUUGGCAAUGUUUAUGAUCUCAUUUUGAAAGAAAAUAUGUAUUAGUGUUUUUUAUUGAAGAAGAAACUAAAAAAUCCAAUUUCUGUAGACUUAUGGUCCAUAGAUAUCUCGCUCGGAUACUCCGUGAGUUUAUAAGGGAUGCUGUUUGGUUCUUCGCCAGGAUUAGAGGAACAAUGACCGCUGAUUGAUCUUUUGUUGAUCUUGUCAGAUUAAAGAAUUUGAUAAAAGGGCGCGAUGCCUAUAUAGUUCCUGGUGUGCUUCAUAAAGAUGAUAUCUACCUGGCUGAUUUGCUCGGUGAGUUUCUAGCUCAGUGUUGAGUCUUUGUGGUAGCUUCCUUUACGUAUUACUAACCUUUGCGGCCAAUUAGAAGUAAAACGUGAUAAAAAUGAAUACUGACUUGCCUUCGAGUGUUCUUCCGCGCUUAGCUAAUUAGCGCUGUGACAUUAAUUCAAGUGCUUAUUGGUUGAUUUGCUUGGCGCCAUUACGUGUAGUUUGUAAUUGCGGUGAUUCAUUCAUUUGCUGUCCAUCUUGUUGUGAUUGGUCAAAGUCAUUGCUUUUGUUAAUGAUAUAUGAAAUUAAUCAUAUAUAAACUGCGGAAAUGAAAUGAAAAUGAAGAAAUGAUCGUCGAGAAAAUGAUCGAUUUUUUUUCGUCGCAGUUAACGAUUUUUUCAGGCUUCUUCACGCAAUUGCAUAAAUUACAUUCACUGCGUAAUUGCUUUGGUUACGGUUUUAGGAUAUUCACUUGAUAUCGCACGAUUAAUUUGUCUUACGUGAUUGUAUUGCUCUGUUGCUGAAUGUGACAGCUUCGUGUGUAGAAAGAGAAAGUAUGAAGUUAAACUCUUAAGUUUCCACAAAAAGUUGACUUCUCCGAGACAGUCUCCCUCUGUUUUUUCAAAUCAAGGAUAGUGACUACACACGGAAAAUACAGAACGUCCUUUUCCCUCUAAAAGGUAGACUGGUAUCGCAGGCCAGAGCAGGGGCGGGUAACCUGAAAAAGAAUGUUAGAAAUAUAUCAGCAUUUGGCCCAUUUAGGAAAGACAACGCUACCUCGAAUGAGUAAGCAAAUCGCGCGGAAAAGACUGGACGCGACUUUCGGUCUUUAAUAGGCCAUUUCCGAGUUACCCCAAGCCUCUGUUUCAAAGCGAGGCUAAGUGCAAAGCCUUUGAUAUGAAAAUAAGCUUUUUAUUGUCGUGCAAAUAAAACUCAUUUUCACAAGAAUGGUUUUGCACUUAGCCACGUUUUGAAAGCGAGAUAAUUUGGAGUUUGGAAAUGACCUAUUUGCGGCUCUGCCAUUUAGGCAGUCCCUCUAAAUUUGAUCUACGCGCUUUCGUCAAUUCCGGCACCUUGUCUUUGCUGAAAAUUUACGUGAAAAGGCGUUGUUUCCGCUAUUCUACUGUAACCAAUCUAAUAUUUUCUGUACCUUCUGGUGUUAGAUAUCCCAGUUCUGAGUCCCGAGCCAGAGGUAGCCACCCUUUACUCUACAAAGUCGGGCUCCAAGAGGAUAUUUCUCAGCGCAAAGGUUGAAAUCCCACCAGGACACUUUGAUAUCUACAGUCUGCCGCAAGUAAGUUUGAACUACAGUAAAACGAGCAAGUACAAGCCUAGUUUUUAAAAAACCCUCUCUGGUUAUAAUCUGCUUGUUUGACCCCUUAUAUAUUACAAGAACCUGUUAAGCCUAAAAUUUGAAACAGAUUCUUUUUUUUUAAACUCCAAUUCUCCCGUCCUGUUGAGUAAGUUCACUGAUGACUUAAAUACGACAGGGAAGGGACUAACGUAAGCUGUACGUCUUUAGUGACGUCGGUUAAGAGAAAGUUGUUUGUAGCAGAUGGUAUCGAUUUUCAUUUUGUGGCUGACUGUGUGUGCAGUGCAUGCAUUUUUCAGAUCAUUUUUAAUUGUUAAAGAAAAAAAAAAUGCUGCCUAAACUUUAGCAUUCGAGGGCCAUAAAACAAAUAAACUUAGUAAUUGCAACUAAAAUAUUCAAAAAUGUUUUGUUGUCUUUAGCUUCACGAGAGUGUGGCUAAGUUAGUGACAGAAAACCUUCAUGUCAAACGAUGGCUGUUCAAGAUGGACAACGAGUUUGAUGGUAGAGGAACAGGUGGGUCAAUGAAGCUGGCUCUUUUUCAAAGCCGUAUUCACCAUGUUUGAUUGGCACUAGAGUGUAAUCACCCAAACGUCUUUUUCACGUUGCAGCUUACUGUGACGUCACCCCGCACUUGAAGUGUUACUCGUGGGCUCUGAAAGAGUGUCAGCGGUAUGGCGAGAAAUGGAGCAAAAAGUGGGCGCAUGAGCCCACACUGAUACGAGUGUCAGCGGAAAUCCCCGAAAUUAUGGCCCACCAUGCUAGUCCUGUGAACAGCGACCUGUACCCAACAUGGGAAAAAUUUCUACAAGAUUUUCUUAAAAGAGGUGAUUAAGUAGAACUGCUCUCAGUUGAAAUAAGGUUCCAGAUUUUAAAAAGAAGGACAUCUUUUUGGCUGCUAUCUCGCAUAACUUUACUUGAUGUGUGAAAUAGAUCAUCCUUAUUCAGUUUUUCAGUGUAUAUUUUGAACUGAAGUCAUGAGAGAAAACAGCUUACAUGUUGUAAAAUAUAAUAAAAAAACUUGGCUGAAAGUUGAUCUCGAAAAAUCUUUACAGUAACACAGCUUAAACAAACCCACCCUUUUGAUUAAUGAAAACUAUUUUUGAGGUCGCGGCGACCUUAUGUCAGAUCUUUCUACUAACUUCAGUCAAGCCUCAUUUAUCUUCUCAACUCGUAGACCGAGACCCAAGAGUUUUCUGGGUUGAAAGCUUAAUAUGGACCUUUCGAGUUUUGUUAUUAUACUCAAAGAGACAGUGGCUGCUUUUCAGGAGGAGUAAUUGAAGCCUGCCCUCCAUCUCACAGUAUCACAGCUUUAUGUGUGGACGUGUUGAUUGAACCGACUGGCGAAUCGUCCAUUUUGUCCAUGGGAGAUCAGGUAUGCAAAUAUCUUUAUUCUAGUCUUUAUAAUUUCCUCGACCCUCCAGGCGAGCUGCACAAUAAUCUUUAGGUUUCCUGUGGUUCCUUGGGUGUCCUGUCGCCAUAUAAGCGUUACAAUCUCGAUUUUUGUGCCAGGAUGAUUUUUAGCAGAAAUGGCCAGUGGUAUUAUUAUAACUUAAUUGAAGACAUCCGUAACACACCUAUUGCAUCAUUCUAAUUGCGCCACGGUGGGGAUUUUUCACGCAAACAGUUUCAAAUAUUGUCGUCGGAGUGUCAAUUGGUUAAUGAAGACCUAAACCACAAAGAACUCCUGAUUUUAGGACUCUCUUGUAGUUCUUUAUCCCACAACUAUUAAUCAACCCAAUAAAAGUUUACUGUCCAGCAUCUGCUCUUAGCUUUAUACUUACAAUUUGUAACCUCCAGAGUUGAUAUCUUUGACCAAAAGACUAAGUUAACUUCCCCUUUUUGGAACCUCUGUGACGUUGUUACUCAUUCUUUUCGCCGCAGAUUCACGCGUCGUCGCGUUUCAGAUGCUGGGGCUACUCUGUGCCCCAGACCUCUGUGGAUCCCUCGCUUCUCUGCACGGCUGUUGACGCUGUGGCUAAUGCUUGUAAACUGCGUGGAAUUGUGGGAUAUUUCUCCAUUGACUUUGUGACAUUCAUUGAUCCUAAAUCAGUAAGAUUUUUGCCUGCUUAUUACAAUUGUAAAAUUGUACUUAUUCACGAUGUCUUUUUUGUUCAGUCGCGAGGAUUGAUGGGAUAAAAGCAAUGUUAACGUUUGCUUUUAGAGGCAAACUUCCGUUACUUGGUCUGCGAGCUGUCAUUGGAUAUUUUUAAAACCCAAGAAACACCAUGUAACAAUGUUUUUGACUCAUCAAUGCCUGUGCGCAAAAAUGGCCGGUAUUGUGAUCGUAAAUAAGGUUUUAUCGCGUUAUAAAGAUUUAUAACUGAGUUAACACAGCUGAUCUUAUAUUCCAUGUAAUAGUUGGAACAGGUGGUGUGGGCCGUGGAUCUGAAACUCAGGUAUAGUGACAGCAUGGCUAUGACGAAACUUAUGCGCUAUGUAUCUGCUGGACACUUUGAGCCCGCUAUUUCAUCAUUCGUUGUACCUGUAAAAAAGAAACGCGAAGAAAGUGGAAGAAGACGAAGGAGAAAGACAGUGGAAGAUGAUGAGGUGGGUCUUUUUGUAAGGGGAUCAUAGCCGUGAAAUGAGACUUGAUAUCUGCGCAGCGAGUAAAACCAAAUGUAAUCCUCGAAUUACCUAACCUUCAGUUUGUGUGAACAGUUGAAAAUAAACAAUAUAUCUAAAUGAUUUGCAAUUUAAAUACUUUAGCGCUAUUUUACCACUUUUUUUGUUAAAUUUAAAUCCUUACGAAUGUUAGAGCAUAUCCUCAGAUCCUCAUGAUUAGGUGCAUAAUAUUGCUUAUCAGGGGGUGUUUACGUGACACCGGGACGACUUUCGCUCCGGAGUGAGUUCACUGCGGUUCCCACCCAUGGCUCUAAAUUUGUUUACAUGAUACCACCACAAAAUGUCAUGCCGGCGCGAGUCACUCGCAACGGUCUCAUGUAAAUGCGAAACGACCACACGGUCCGGUGUGAAAUCGGUCUGCUGGUAGACUGGAACGGGUAACGCAUGCGUAAUGUUUGCGAUUUUGAAUCUUACGUGUUUUAGUGUCCUUCAAAUAACGAGAUAUGAAAUGACCCAGUCAUAAUGUAAACACGAUACGAAACAAAAAGGUCAUCGCGGUAUGAAACUCGCGCCGGUGCGAGUUUUCUCAUGCAAACACCCCCUCAGUAAACAAAUCGUCCUCUGUUCGUUGACGUCCUUGAUCUGUAAUUCAAGAAGCAACCUACUUGUUAUCAGAAAUAUGUCGCAAAUGUUCUUUCUCAGUCUCGAUCGGUUGUUAUCUUUUAAUACCCUGUACAGAGUAAAAUGUCAUAAAUACUUUUUCGCUAUGGCGAAACGCUUCGCGAUGUCUUUAAGAGCGUACCCCCUUAUGCUAAUGUUACGAUAAAUCUGAAUUCAUAUUAACGCCCUGCUCUCGAUCUAGUGUGACGCAAAAUAAAAAUGAGAGGCUGCUAGCAGUCUAUAUUUUUUCAGAAGGAACACUUUUUUUUCCUCUGAAUAUAACCGGCCUCGUUUGUAGCGCCUCUUAUGACUGUUAUUUUAUCUUGUGAUUGAAAGAAAACGCCAUUUUCAGCUAUAAUGGGGCUUUUUUGAGUUUAUUUUGAUGCUAUUUCAGCCGCCGCCGAAUCCAAACCGUUUCGCCAUUUUGAGUACCAGGCUCCUACACAGUAAUUUGAGCGUGAUUCACUAUAGUGUGUUCUUCCAGAUGUGUCGGGCGCAUGGCAUUGGUUUUGACAUGAAGGUAAGUUAUUUGUCGUAAAAGGUUCCACUGAUCGCUAGGGUAGUUCAAAAAUUGCUCUUGCGAUUGUAGAGAUCGCUUUAAAUAUCAGGAUGUAAUAAGUCGUUGCAGAUUUUGCUCCCUCCGUGGAUUGUGGCCUGAAAUGCUCGGAAAAAGAACAGCAAUAUAUAUAGGGAGUGGAGAGAAAGGGGGAAAUAAGUUGGCGAUGGAGAAAAAUUGGUUAGCACUAAAAGAAAAAUGUUUCCAUUUAUGUCACUCACGGUAGUCUAACUUAUUUUCUCUUGCUAUCCUUCGAAGUUGAAUCGUGCCAACUUCUUUUACUUGCUAAAAUGUGAGAUUAAAUACAACGUUGCUCAGCAAUCAGAGGCGGCCAAUUUUGUUUGCUAGUUGUAGGAUUAAAUCGUACUUUUUGAUUGGUCUCAAGGCCUUUCCUGAAGUUCUUUUUUGCCUUUUCGAUGAUCACAAGUAAGUUUUUAACCACAUUAGCUUACAUUAAAAGGGGUGAUCACCCUCGUUGAAGGUGGUUCACACAGUGUGUAGCAAUGAAAGAGUAAUCGUGUGUGACAAAUGUAUACGAAAUAAAUCAUAUAUGAGAACUGCGGAAAUGAAAUCAAAUGAAGAAUGAUCAUCGCAGUUGUAAACGACGCAAUUAAUUUUAUGCAAUUGCGUAAGAAGCGUGAAAAUAUUCAGGACUUCAACGGGAUUUGAACCCGUGACCUCGCGAUACCGGUAUGACGAUCUAACGAACUUCAUAGCUUAGUUGGUUAGAGCGUCGCACCGGUAUCGCGAGGUCACAGGUCCAAAUCCCGUUGAAGUCCUGAAGUUUUUUCAGGCCUCUUACACAAUUGCAUAAAUUGCGUUCACAACUGCGAGGAUCAUUCUUCAUUUGAAAGAGUAAUCUUGUUGUCCUUUUCUAAUAUUUAGGAAAAGGCUGGGACGAUUUUCACAUUGGUGGACAGCUCAAAGCGAGAGCAUUUAGGGAUGAUGUAAGUACCCUUCUACAUAUACAUAAAAUUUUAGGUCCUACAAAGGGGGAUGCCCAUCACUGUAAGACCUUAAAGAACAAAAUAAUGAACAAAAUUACAUUGAUAAAAUUCAAGAAAAAAAGUUAUCUUCCUCGAUAAAACUGCUUAAAGCAAGUUAAGUACUGUAACUCAAAAUGCUAUGUGCUCUUUGAAGAAAAACGUCAGCGUGUGUACAUUUCAGCAAUUUUUUUUUUCUAUGAAACUUAAGUUUCACUGUACAGUGGACCUUUGACGGUAAGGAAAGCCUUUGUGUUUUAUCGGUGCGUACCUUGCGAUGUCGAAAACCUACUGUGGGCUAACUUUCUGUUUUCAAACCAUUCGAUACAGAAAGCCCAGAAUCUGGGCAAUGAAAGAAGAGAAAUAUACGAUGAAGUCUCGCCAAAAAUCAGGUCUGUGCGAUAUUACAUAUGAGAGGUAUUCGGGAAAACGUUUAACCAAAUGUACAAAGCUUCGUCUGAAGACGCCAUCUUGGUGUCCCUUUGAGAGGCACAGAUAUAGCGGCCGAAAACCAACAGAAACAUCUGUCUUCGAGGCGUGAAUUCAUUACUUGAGUAAAGAAGUGUUUAUUCUGAGACAAGGAAUGUUUAGCAAAAUCUCAAAAACUCCGGGUAACGUUUGUAACCCAGAUAAUAGCUUUCUCUACCAGAAAACGAAUACUCCUUUCGAACCGAAAAUUUGUUUGAAUAAAGAUUUUUAGGUGCUGUAAUACCUCAUAAAAUAAGAGACUUAGAAGAUAAUUCCGUAGUUUGAAUUUUGUUGACGUCAUGUGAAAACCGCGAAUAUUUUAAGCCACAUUUUACGACUUCUACACAUGUAUAACGCACGUGUCUUUUUAAAACAAUUUACGGCAUAAACGUUUGGUUGUUAGGUUUAGUGGCCAGAGAUAAAUUUGUAUAGACCGCAAACUCACUCUUGUGUAAUCUGUCUUUAUCUCAGUGUAAUGAGUGAUGAUCUACAAGGUUCAUUGUCGACAUUUGCUCGUAACCUGUCCGUUAUUCACCAGGAGAUCUCCGCCCCAAACAUGCAAGGGGAAAGUAACUUUCAGGUGAGCUGAUCGUAAAGCAUGCCCCAGUGAUAGACAAAUCUCACGGAAAAAAAUUCUGUUACGCCAAGCUGAAAUGAUAUGUGCAGUCACAUUAAAUUUGAAUGAAAAAGCAAACAAGCAGUGAAUUCUGAUGAAUUCAUCGGGAAAAUGUUCUUUUGGCUCAGUAAUCGUGGCAGCAACGCUUAGAGUUCAUAAUUUAAUCGUUACAUACUACUCAUUAACCGAGAGUGAGAUCAUUACAAGGAAUCUCAGCCCGCAUCCCUGAUGUAUUGACAUCAAGGCUGAAGUCUGAGAUUUCCCUGUAAUGACGGAACAGAUGAGGUCAAUAAGUUAUUUAUUGUAUGGCCUUUUCAUCAUGGGCCUGAGCCUGCGAUCAAUUAAAACCAACAACUGGUCAGUGGAUAACUUAAAAAACCCGUCACCUGAAUGAGUUUUACCACAGGUAGCCCAAGCUCGAAAUAUGAGCAUCUUCGAACAUCGGCAUUGUUGCCUAGCAUUCCAGAUAUAAGGAUUUGUAUGAGGAAAAAACGUAUCAUUUCUGUAACUGAGGAAAAUGAAAGGAUUUCAAAAAAGGAAAAGCUUACCUUACAUAAAAUGUGCGUUACACCUCUCUUGUGUGGUCCUUGGGCCGAUUUAUGGCCGUUUUAUCGGUUGUGCUGUAAACGGUUUUCUCUCUCAUAUAUGUAGAGAGAAAACCGUUUACAGCACAACCCAUUUAACGGCCAUAAAUCGGCCCAAGGACCACACAAGAGAGAUUAACACACAUUUGAGAUAAGGUAAGCCAUUUUUUAUUGAAAUCCUUUCAUUUUCCUAGGUUACAGAAACGAUAGGUUUUUUCCUCAAACAAAUCCUUAUAUUUAGAAUGUUACGCAACAAUGCCGAUGCUCGCCGAUGCUCAUAUUUCUAGCUUGGGCUACUUGUGGUUUUACACUUAAGCCCGCGAUACAGUCAGGUGUUACCAGUCAGCGGAUACCCUUUUUGACAGCUGUCAAUCGACCAUAGCUUGGAUGUCCAUAAGGAUGUCCACUGUCAAGUUAAACACAGGUUGUAUAUGCCUUGGACACAGAUAGCUAGUAUUAAAUGCCCGGUCAUUACAAGAAUUAGAGCGCGCGUACUAUUGUAGCCAUAUACAUAAUUUAGUAUAAUUAAAAUUUUUAACCUAAACACUCCUCAGCCUGCCAUUGAUGAUAUUGACUCCAUUUUGGGUACCACGGAGGAGAAUAAACAGAAUCCAACCACCCCUCCCUCGAAAACGCCUCAGCUACAUGCACCACGGCCCAAAGAAAUGCAGCGAAUUCUACAAGAACACCACCAACAAAUGCACACCAUUGAAAAGGAUAAGAAAGAAAUGGAAGAAGAGAAGGAGAAGCAAAGAUUAGCAGAGGAACAGAAGAAAUCGACUCCAGUUGAGGAGAGGGUACAGACCGGGCAAAGCAGUGCUCCUCCCCCCUCCCCUGCGGUAGCCUUGUCACCCAUUGGCUCCACAGGAGUUCUUGAUGAGACCAGGCCUACCUCUGGUACCAGCCGCAGGGGAUCAAACGCAGCAGGUCCAAGCACGGAUAAUCUUAAUACCUCGGGGCCUUCUGAUGCCUCAUCGAAUAAUAAUGUAGUAGAAAAGAACCACGAAGUUACCAAGGAAACAGGACAACCCAAAGAGAAAGUUUUGGAGGAAAGUAACAGCGAAUCCGUGGCCGAGUCACCUGGCCCUGUAUCACAGGAAGAUAAGAGCCGGGCAAGACCCUCUUCCGUCAAAAGCACUCCUGAUUCAACGAAAAAAAGUACAACAUUAUUCCCUAGAGAGGGUGCCAGUGUUAAACGAUCGUCUUCGGCCAAAGAUUAAUUUCACACGUUAUACAUUCGUAUGUGAAAUGUAGUUUUUGCGAAGAACAAUUUGAGAAAACUGCAAAGGAGGACGAGCUUUGACCUAUUUACCCAAUGUGGUCAAGAACCACACACCACAAACAUUGCAUGCAUUUCGAAGUUGAGAGUCAGACAGCUUUAUUUAAAUUCUGUAAAUAUGAGUG